CACCUGACAGGUGUGGCAUAUCAAGAAGCUGAUUACACAGCAUGAUCAUUACAUAGGUGUUCUUUGUGGUUGGGGAAAAAAGGCCACUCUAAAAUGUGCAGUUUUGUCAUGUAACACAAUGCCACAGAUGUCUCCCAGUUUUGAAGGAGUGUGCAAUUGGCAUGUUGACUGCAGGAAUGUCCACCAGGGCUGUUGCCACAGAAUCUAAUGUUAAUUUCUCUACCAUAAACUGCAUCCAAUGUCAUUUCAGAGAUUUUGGCAGUACGUCCAACCUGGCCACACAACAGCAGACCACGUGUAACCACGCCAGCCCUGGACCUCCACAUCCGGCUUCUUCUUGGACUGUGACCAGCCACCCGGACAGCUGAUGAAACUGGGUUUGCACAACCAAAGAAUUUCUGCACAAACUGUCAGAAACCGUCUCAUGGAAGCUCAUCUGUGUGCUCGUCUUCCUCAUCAGGGUUUUGACUUAACUACAGUUCCGCAUAGUAACCAACUUCAGUGGGCAAAUGCUGGAGAAGUGUGCUCUUCGCGGAUUAAUCCUGGUUUCACCUGUACCGGACAGAUGUCAGACAGCGUGUAUGGUGUCAUUUGGGCGAGUGAUUUACUGAUGUCAACGCUGUGAACAGUGCCCUGUGGGGUCAUGGUAUCGGCAGUCAUAAGCUACGGACAACGAACACAAUUGCAUUUUAUCAAUGGCAAUUUGAAUGCAGAGAUACCAUGAUGAGAUCCUGAGACCCAUUGUCCUGCCAUUCAUCCGCCGACCAUCACCUCGUGUAGCAAGAAUCUGUACACAAUUCCUGGAAGCUGAAAAAGUAACAUUUCUUCCAUGAAGAAAUCACCAGACAUGUCAUCCGUUGAGCAUGUUAGGGAUGCUCUGAAUCAACGUGUACUACAACGUAUUCCAGUUCCCGCCAAUAUCCAGCAACUUCAGACAGCUAUUGAAGAGGAGUGGAACAAAAUUCCACAGGCCACAAACAGCCUGAUGAACUCUAUUCGAAGGAGAUGUCUUGCUGCAUGAGGCAAAUGGUGGUCACCAGAUACUGACUGGUUUUCUGAUCCAUGCCCCUACCUUUUCUUAAAGGUAUACAUAUCUGUAUUCCCGGUCAUGUGAAUUCCAUAGAUUAGGCCCUAAUUUAUUUAUUUUAAUUAACUGAUUUUCUUAUUAACUGUAACUCAGUCAAAUCUUUAAAAUUGUUGCAUGUUGCGUUUAUUUUUGUUCAGAGUACUUUAAGGGCCAGUUUACCUGAAACCAAAUCCUGGACUAAAAAGCAUGCUCAAUGGACAAUCUCCAUUGAAAUAUUUGUUUAGUCCACGACUACUAAACUUAAACUGUGACCGUUAAAAACUGUUUUUAAUUUACCAGUAUAUUCUGUUGUUUUGGAUAGUCUCAUUGGUUGGCCUGUCAUGUAGCAUACAACUGCAGAUUUUGCUUCAGCUAUUUCUUUCGAGAAUCAGUCUGUGGUCAUUGGUGCAACAAGUGAAAUCGGUUCUGUAUUAGAGCAGUUAACAUGUCGUGUUUAUUGGCACAAUUUUUGGGUUGUAAAUGUUGACGGGACCCUUAGCCCUAUGUAUAACCUAGGUUAUUGCAACAUUGGUUCGAAGAUAGCUGCAUUAAUCUCAAAUAAACAACACUUGGUUGAAAUUUGAGCAGUAUACAUUUGAUAUGUAUCAACUCAGGGAAAUAAGAUAAGAUUGGAGCAGUCAGAACAAUAUGUUCACUAGCAAAUGUUAAUUUGGGAAAAUAUCUUGUACAAAUGGUAGCUUAUAAUAAAAAAUAAACUAUCCUAUGGACUGGACUGACAUGACCCUUCUGACAAAUGUCCCUACGCCUUCCGUCGGCUUGAGCUACCAUACAGACGUCAGUGACUGUAUGCUACCGUGAAGAUGGCGGAGGCUGCGGCGGCACCACAAAACCGUUUUUUCUGUCACUGUUGUAAAGGUGAAAUCGACCCUAAACUCCCGGAAUUCACAUGCCCCAGGUGUGAGUCCGAUUUCAUUGAGGAGGUGACAGAAGACUCCAGUCUCUUGGAGAACAGCACCACUGCAGAGGCCAAUGAUGAUGCAGGCACACUCUUUUCAGAGCUGUGGCAGCUGCUGUUUAUGGAACACUCUGCUCUUCUCUCGGACCCCUCCACCUCUGAGUCUGACCAGAGCCAUCUACAGGCUGCCGCAGUGGAGGGAGACGUAGAGGGCCCUUCUGAAGUGCCUGUGUCCUCGGUGGGAGGCACAGAUCCUUUAGUGCCUGAACCGGAACGCCCCUCUCGUCCGCCUAGCCAGGGGAGGCGACAGUCCCACACGCCAGCAGUGGAGGGUAUUGUGCAGCAGUUUUUGGCUGGUCUGUUUGCCAACAAUGGAAAUCCAGGCAUCGCACCAGCUGCACUGUCUGGCAUGCUCCAUUCAAAUCCAGGGGACUAUGCCUGGGGUCAGGGAGGUCUAGACGCAGUUAUCACAGAGUUGUUAGGUCAGUUUGAGGGCACAGGUCCACCUCCUGCAGAGAAGGAGAUGAUCUCAUCCCUCCCCACAGUCAACGUCUCUCAAGAACAGACAGAUAGCAGACUGGAGUGUCCAGUAUGUAGGGAGGAGUACUCCAUGGGAGAGUCUGUCAAACAGCUGCCCUGCCUCCAUUAUUUCCACAGUGACUGCAUAGUGCCAUGGCUUGAACUGCACGAUACCUGUCCUGUGUGUCGUAAAAGUCUUGACGGCGUCGACCAGAGCAUCCAGCCCCCACCAGAACCCCCAGAGACCCUCUCCAUCAGGACAGACCCUCAGGAGGAGAGACAGGCUAUUUGAGGAUUAGGCCUCCCUGUCUGGCAUCUCUUCUUCCCUUUACUCCUGAACGAGGCUCAUCUCUAUCCUCAUGCCUCGUCUUUGACCAUGCGUUUAUUGAAGAGACAUAUUUCAAUUCAACUGUGCCUCAUUGUCAAAAUUCAACUCUCCUCAAAAAUUCACUUCACAAUGCAUUUACUAGGGAACUUUGUUUGACUUUAGAAAGUUCCAAUAUGCCUGCAGUAUCACCUCACCUGCAAAUGGUUCCAACUGUUUUCUGACAAAAUGUUAUGGAUUCGAUUUGUCCCUUCGUACUGGUAUUUCCCCCAGUGUUCUGAUUGGCUCUCAUUUUGUAUUCAAACCACAUGAACUGAUAUCCUUGAGCCACAGAGAAGUGACAAAUGUGAUGAAAUUAGGUAAAUUGGGGAAAAUCCUAAAAGAUGAGCUGAACUCACUCUCUUGCGUUGAAGCUCUGGGUUAGAUCAUUUGCCCACUGUUCUCGCCGACAUCUUUGGUUGCAUCCCAAUAAUCUCUCCUUUCUCCUGAAGGGUACACUUGUUCACUUCAUGGAUUUGAAAGGAAAUGACUGGCAUAUGGAAACUCCUUCCAGUCCAUGCAUGCUACACCAAUCCAAUGCUUUCACAUUUGUGGGGACUAGUGAACGAAUGCACACUUCUGUAGGAAGCAAUUCAAAUUCUCCCGUCUCCCGCUUCCUCUUAAUCUCACAUAGCAGUAUUUAUUAAUAAUGUCCACCUCUCUUUAUGGCCCCUAUUAAACCCUAAUACUUUUUCCUUUACACUAUCCACCUCCUUCAUGUUCUAACUUUAUGCACUUUUCUAAUGCAUUAGUAUUUUGCCUCUUUCAAUCAUUCUGUUUUUAAUACGUACAAGUCACAGCAAAAUAAUAAAUAUGUUUUUAGUAUUUGA
This is a messenger RNA of Oncorhynchus nerka (sockeye salmon), 3695 nucleotides long. Its product is annotated as E3 ubiquitin-protein ligase RNF115-like. Gene Ontology annotation, molecular function: ubiquitin protein ligase activity. Bases 1888 to 2793 code for a protein of 301 amino acids. The transcript is spliced from 9 exons. Gene Ontology annotation, biological process: protein ubiquitination. Gene Ontology annotation, cellular component: cytoplasm. Lineage: Eukaryota; Metazoa; Chordata; Actinopteri; Salmoniformes; Salmonidae. The record is from RefSeq and is a predicted model, not a curated record.